Messenger RNA from Hypoxylon trugodes, 1407 nucleotides. RefSeq lists its product as uncharacterized. NCBI's taxonomy places the organism in Eukaryota, Fungi, Ascomycota, Sordariomycetes, Xylariales, Hypoxylaceae. The record is from RefSeq and is a predicted model, not a curated record. The coding region runs from base 441 to 1334 and encodes 297 amino acids. The transcript is spliced from 2 exons.
UAAUUGACCCAUAAGUUGGUUAGCAAGUACAACGGUUGGUUUGUUGGUUGGUUGGUCGAUCGUGGAUUGAUACACACUACAACAUGCAACUCUGCAAGGAGUCCAUUAAAACGUGCCGCCGGUGCCACUUAUAAAUGCAACAACUUAACUCCUACGCGGGAGUAGAUCGGAAAAUCUGAGAUGUUAGAUGUUUUGUUUGGUUGGUUCUACUGUGCCGCCAAGGUGCUCCAGAACAUCAACCAUCUACACUCCAAUUUAUGAUCCUAUUACGUAGGGUACGACGUCACUCCUCCACCAAGUAAAAGUGUCCUUUUAUUGAAAUAAAUUGAAAAAAUAUAUCCAUCUCAAAGGAACCAGUCUCGGAUAACUACAGCUUGACCUAAACAAUCAAUCAUCUAAAUUCAGAACAUCAUUCUCAUAACUUCUUCAAUAACCCCGCAAUGUGCGCCAACAAAAUCGACGCUUGGAUCGAGGCCCGCAAACAAGAGGACGACCCUCUCCGCCUCACUAAUACCGAGGCAGAAGCAUGGCGGCAAUUCUUAAAUGCGCCCGCGAGCGAAGUCGCGCAUCAUGCAAAACAGAUUGCCCUUCCAAACAUAAGACCAAUCCAAGACGAUGAUUGUCGUCUUCAUGAAUUGUGGAACGCUCUGGCUGAAGCUGUCAAUGAUUUCACCGACCAGAACGACAAGCUAGCUCAAUUCGUAGUAGAGUUGCAUCGCUUACCCGAUGGGAAAGGGAUCGCAGGAGCUUGGCCUUUUUUCGAACCUCUGCCUGAGUUUGAUAUCUUCUGGACCGAAUGGAUCCAAUUCCAAUUCGACCACUCACAGCUUGAUGAGUCGGACCCUGAGCAUCAGAAAAACCGUCAGGCUCAUAUAAACCAACAUACCUUUCUGGCAAAAAUCACAGCGCAGGGAGCUCCCGAUAAAGCUACGGGCGGCAAUUGGAACCCCGUCCUGGACCAGCGGGAACGUGGCGGCCUGGCUUUCACUUGGGCACUGGAAAGGACGCCUUGGGAUGAGGAAUCCCCUAGUUAUGAUCCCAAUGGCUUUAGAAUCAAUGCCCUUGAUGUCCACGUACUCGCUGCAGCACCGUGGCUUGCAUACUGUGCUGAAGGCAUGUAUGAGAAGGCUCUAGCGGGAGGAAGAAAGUCCUGGGAGUACCCGGGUACAUUAUCGAACUGGGGCGUUAUGGGUGGCUGGAGCAAAGAGAGAUGGGAUUUCUGGCGGAAGAGAUUCCCCGAACUUUCUAACAUGUCGGAAUUGAAAGAGGAGACUAGAACCGUUGCGAAAGAAUGCGCAGAACGAAUGGCUGAGGCAGAGAAGUCCAGGUCAUAAUAAUAUCCAGUGUAGAAUGAGACAAUCCUAGUUUGGAUACCAAAUAGAAGGCCACUCACUUUAUGAUACCAUA